Pungitius pungitius (ninespine stickleback) is the source of this 1736-nucleotide messenger RNA. RefSeq lists its product as uncharacterized. The transcript has 4 exons. The coding region runs from base 440 to 850 and encodes 136 amino acids. NCBI's taxonomy places the organism in Eukaryota, Metazoa, Chordata, Actinopteri, Perciformes, Gasterosteidae. The record is from RefSeq and is a predicted model, not a curated record.
UGAACUUUGAAGGAAAGUCAAAUCACACAAAGCAGUGAUCAAUUAGGUUUAUUCUGGUUCCAAUCCAAUAUGGGAACAAUCUGCACAAAAAAUAAAAACCUGAUCUGCCUCCUCUGACUGAGACGAAGGAUAAGUGUUGUGCAAAGCAAAAGAUUACUGCGUCUCUAUUUCUGUCCUGCAAAGCCAUUUAACAGUCUUAGAGACAUUGAAAAUGAAGUCUGUGUGCACUAGUGUGAGUGUGUGUGUGUGUGAUUAUGUGUUCCUUGUGAAAGGUGUGAGAGAGGUCAAACUUCACACUGCGUCUUCAUUUGUCCAACGCCCGAGUAGCCCAGCGUCGCAUUCUUGAUUACUCAAAUUGGUUCUUUCGGCAGGACUGAGGGAAUAUAGCGAAAACCGAGGAGAACGUUUUAAGGAUUAACAGAAACACCAAAAGGUCAAGAUGUUGAUCACCAUGCUAACAGCCAUGUACAUGGUGGUCAGAGUCGUAGAAUCGAUAGGGGUGCGGUUUGCACGUCAACAGGACCCUUUGCCCUACAGGGUGUCCCAGCCUCUGCCGUGGCAGAUUCACUCGGUGUCUCACAGUCGGAGGAGCAGCAAAGCAGACGAGUUUGAUGGCUUCAGGAGGAACAGCAUAGGCGUGUACAGAAAGAACUAUGUCUCCAUGGCUAUUGCCUCAGCCUCUCUGGCUAUCCCCUGUGUCCUAUCGUGCUCAGACUCCAAUGCCAGCAAUGGGACAUGCACCACACCCCCCCCUCCUCCAAUCGGCCCCGUUGGAGUCGAGAAGGCCGCUGCCACCAUCCAGACCCAUUUCAGGAAGUUCCAACAGAAGAAACAUAAGAACGGAAAGUAGAUGGACAAAGAGGGACGGUCAUGCUGGAACGUUUGCAGACAGCAGGAGGAAGGUCUGGCGCGUGUGGAUUCACCAACCCGGGGAUGAACUCUGUGAUAACAUCAGUGUGUGAUCACGUAUUGUCAAACGCACAUUCUGUGAGACCUUCCGGGAUUAGUGGCACAGUACAAGCAAGCACAUAACAUUAAAAACUUACAUUUCAAACAGCUCAGUGUUCAAAUGUCCAAUCCUACGGGAAAAAUAUUGUAUUGUUUUACAGUGUAAAUCUGAAUGAUGCUGAUACUGUAAAUAUUAAAAAAAGAAAGAAACCAGUGUUUGGGCAGAAAAAAAACAGAACAUGUGACAUGUGUUUUCCAACCUCGGUUUCAUUGCCGCAUGAGGCCCUCUAGUGUAUCAAAGCGGUCCUGCAUCAAAUGAACCAAAAUGUGCAGGUCUUGAUAAUAAAAUAGCCUACACACACAUAUAUAUAUAUAUACACACACACACACACACUACACAGUUGCAAAAAAAUGACUAAUAGAAUAACAGUUCAUAAAAAGAUAGCUUUAUUGCACAAGGUGUUGAGUACUCUUUUUCUGUUUUUGUUUGUUUUCAUAGAAAAGAAAAUGUAGAGUUAAACACAAGCAAUUGCAAAUUGAAGCAACGUGUCCCCAUAAAAGUUUAAGGAACAACAUCUGCAUUUUAAAAUGUUUUAAUUAAACCCCUUUUUAAAUUGUUAAAUUCACCAUGUUCCUUUUUUAAUAUUCAGCAAAGAAGUUCAGAACAUGCAGUAAUGCUGUCCUCUACCCCGCCCCAAAAAGUGGAUUAAAGAAAAUGCAAACUCUAAAUCAAGCAACUUGUUACCAAGUAAAGAAAUAAAAAUCAAACAAGAAUUAUGGAAAAAAAA